Medicago truncatula (barrel medic) is the source of this 1710-nucleotide messenger RNA. Its product is annotated as ATP-dependent DNA helicase PIF1-like. NCBI's taxonomy places the organism in Eukaryota, Viridiplantae, Streptophyta, Magnoliopsida, Fabales, Fabaceae. Gene Ontology annotation, biological process: DNA repair; telomere maintenance. The record is from RefSeq and is a predicted model, not a curated record. The transcript is spliced from 2 exons. Gene Ontology annotation, molecular function: DNA helicase activity. Bases 1 to 1710 code for a protein of 569 amino acids.
AUGUCAAGAGCUACACCUGAAACACUUUUGUCCUACCAUACACUGACCGAUUUAACUCUGACAGAUGAACAGCUGCAGAUAUACGCUCUGGCCGACGUAGAAAAGCUAUUGCGAAGUUUUGGAAAAAGUUUGUCUGACUAUCCUCCGAUGCCAACGGCGGACCCAUCUUUGAUGCCUGAUUUGCAAAAUCAUUUUAUCCAUGAGGAGAUUAAUUACAAUAGGAGGGAGUUGCAAGAAGAGCAUAAUCAGCUAAUGUCAAAGAUGACAGAUGAGCAACACAAGGUAUAUGACACGAUAAUGGCAAGGGUUGAUGAAAAAAAACCCGGUAUAUUUUUCUUAUACGGUUACGGUGGAACGGGCAAGACAUUCAUUUGGAAAGCUAUGUCUGCUGCAAUAAGGUCAAGAGGCGAAAUAGUAUUGACAGUAGCCUCGAGUGGUAUAGCUGCAUUACUCAUACCUGGAGGAAGAACUGCUCAUUCAAGAUUUGGCAUUCCAUUCACUGUUGAUGAAUGCUCGACCUGUGGUGUGAAACCUAAUACCCCAUUGGCUCAGUUGGUGGUGCAAGCAAGAUUAAUAAUAUGGGAUGAAGCACCUAUGAUGCACAAAUUUUGUUUCGAAGCGCUUGAUCGUUCAUGUAGAGAUGUGAUGAAGGAGGUGGAUAAGAGAAACAAAAACAUUCCAUUUGGUGGUAAAGUCGUGGUAUUUGGUGGAGAUUUUCGGCAAAUAUUACCUGUGAUUCCUAGAGGUAUAAGACCAGAAAUUGUUCAUGCCACUAUUAAUUCUUCGCAUCUUUGGAGACACUGCGAGGUGCUUAGAUUAACAAAGAACAUGAGACUUUUGAAUGGUGCAUCUGAAGCAGACAUCGAGGACAGAAGAAAAUUCUCAGAAUGGGUUUUAAGUAUCGGCGACGGUACAAUAGGGGAAGACAAUCUGGUGGACAAAACAAUUACUAUUCCAACAGAUUUGUUGGUUGAAGUUGAUGGCUGCCCUAUUGCUUCAAUUAUUCGAAGCACUUAUCCUAAUCUAUUGGCAAGCAUGGGUGACAUAGAGUACUUUCAAAACAGAGCCAUAUUGACAUCAAAAAAUACCAUUGUUGAGAAAAUAAAUGAAUACAUGUUGGAUAUGGUGCCAGGAGAGGAAAAAGUAUAUUUGAGCUAUGAUUCACCGGACGAACGUAACGUCUGUGGUGAUGCAAUGGAUGAUGUUCAUACACCCAAAUUCCUUAACACAAUUGUUGCCUCGGGACUUCCUAACCACAAGUUAAGGUUGAAGGAAGGAGUGCCUGUUAUGUUGUUGAGGAAUUUAGACACAAAGAAUGGUUUAUGCAAUGGAACCAGACUUAUUAUAACUAGAAUGGGAAGAUAUGUCUUAGAGGGCAAGGUAAUUUCUGGAAGUAAUGUGGGUGACAGAGUCUUUAUACCUAGGCUAUCUCUAUCACCCUCCGAUGUGAGAAUCCCUUUUAAAUUUCAAAGAAAACAAUUUCCUUUGGCUGUAUCAUUUGCAAUGACAAUCAACAAGAGUCAAGGACAAUCACUACAAAAUGUUGGAGUAUAUCUCCCGGCGCCUGUUUUUUCUCACGGACAAUUGUAUGUUGCUGUUUCGAGAGUUACAUCUAGAGGAGGUUUGAAGAUAUUGAUCACCGAUGAAGAUGGUGAUGACACAAAUCUGACAUCUAAUGUGGUGUAUGAGGAAGUAUUUCGAAAUGUCUGA